Messenger RNA from Alnus glutinosa, 554 nucleotides. RefSeq lists its product as uncharacterized. The transcript has 3 exons. Bases 126 to 407 code for a protein of 93 amino acids. The record is from RefSeq and is a predicted model, not a curated record. NCBI's taxonomy places the organism in Eukaryota, Viridiplantae, Streptophyta, Magnoliopsida, Fagales, Betulaceae.
UCCCCAACACAACCAAUCGGGUUCCAUCAUUUCCCACUAAAGGCAAGUACUCUGACAAAAUCGCCUCCUCUUCAUCUCCUACUUGCCUUUCAAAGCUCUCCGAUCCCUCUCGUACAGUGCGUCCAAUGGCUUCAUCCACAGCGAGCCGAUGGCUGAGGCCUGAGGUUUAUCCUCUGUUCGCGGCCGUAGGAGUUGCCGUAGGGAUCUGCGGGUUUCAGCUGAUCCGCAAUCUCUGCAUCAACCCUGAAGUCAGGGUGACCAAGGAGAACAGGACGGCGGGAGUGCUGGACAAUUUUGCUGAGGGGGAGAAGUAUUCUGAGCAUUUCCUGAGAAAAUUUGUCCGCAACAAGUCCCCAGAAAUUAUGCCAUCCAUCAACAGCUUCUUCACCGACCCAAGUCGAAACUAAAAUGCUUGAAUAAAAAGAAGCAACUGAGAUGUAAACUCUAGACUGGUUGUUGCGAUUGGAAACUGUGUGAAAUUUGUGUCCAGUUAAUGUUGUUGAACUUAUGCCUUGCAGGCUGCAGGUGGAUAAUAAAUGCACUUGGAUUUUAUA